Messenger RNA from Aureobasidium melanogenum CBS 110374, 3159 nucleotides. RefSeq names its product histidine kinase. Gene Ontology annotation, molecular function: phosphorelay sensor kinase activity. Gene Ontology annotation, biological process: phosphorelay signal transduction system; phosphorylation. The annotation marks the transcript as partial. Lineage: Eukaryota; Fungi; Ascomycota; Dothideomycetes; Dothideales; Saccotheciaceae. The record is from RefSeq and is a predicted model, not a curated record. The transcript has 3 exons.
CUCGACUGGACCCGCAUCCCCUCUCCCGCCAUGUCCGCCCACAUGCAUUUGAUCCGCAACUUCCCCUGGCAAGACACGACCAUUGGCAGCAUCCACUCCUGGCCUGAUGCUCUCCGCCAAGCCGUCCUCUCCAUCAUGGCCAACCCAGACCCCCGUCUGCUGCUCUGGGGAGACGACCACAUCAUGAUCUACAACGAGUCCUGUAUCUCCAUGUUCGGCGAACGUCACCCGCGCGCUCUCGGCUCCAGGGCUGAAGACACUUGGUCCGACAUCUGGUCCGACAUGCAGCACUUGAUCAAGUACGUUCAGAUUGAAGGACGAGGCACCCGCUUGAAUAAACUGCCCUUGGUCAUGGAACGCAAUGGAUACCCCGAGGACACCUUCUGGUCUUUCAACCUGAUCCCAAUUGUCGGCCCCAACGGAAACACGAUUGGUGUCAUGGACGAGUUCUCUGAAGUCACAGAACAGGUUGUUAGCGAUCGUCGCCGGGAUACCAUUGUCAAGAUCAACAGGUCAAUUGCCAAAGUCAACAGCAUCAAGGAGUUGUGGUUCGAAUUUCUCGAGGGCCUGGAGCCUUGCAAGGAUGACAUUCCUUAUGCCCUUCUUUACACAAACCACGCUGCCGCUGCUACCGAUCCCUCGAUACCAGACAGCAUCUCGGCCAGUUCCGGUUUCAGUCCACAGCGCUACGCCCUCGAAGGUUCCAUCGGCCUCGCUGCUGGCCAUCCUGCCGUGCCUUUGACUUUUGAUCUUGCCGACUGCGCAAAUGAUCAAAAUCCUCUUGCUCGUGCCUGUUACAAAGCCUGGAAGUCUGACGACGUCGUUGUCCUGCAAGUCAAAGACGGCACUCUGCCAGAAUCUCUCAAUCAAGGCGUCCCUGGCCGAGCUGCUGGUGACAAAGUUCAGACCGUCUGUAUUGUUCCUUUACCUGACAUGACUGGGAAUCACACAAUGGCCUUCCUCACUCUGGCAAUGACUCCACGUCGACCAUACGAUUCUGAAGCCGCCAUGUUUGCCUAUUACCUCCGUGAUAUACUCGUCAAGUCUGCAUCAGCCAUCUGUCUUCCCGAAGAACAACGCCGCGCUCGCCAAAAGUUUGAACAGAUAGAAGCUUCUUUGGCUCAACAGCUUCGUGCCACCACACUCGAAACCGAGCGUCUUGAAAGUCGGUACGCACGCAUGGCCCAGAUGGCUCCCAUAGGAAUGUAUGCCAUCACGCCAGACUCACGUACAACUUUCCACAACAAAGCCUACCUGGAUAUCACUGGUAUCACUGAAGCCUCAAUUGAAGCCCAGACCGAUCCUUCCGACGGUCUUGGUUGGGGCGAUAGAAUCCAUGAGGACGAUCAAGCCAAGGUCGGUGAAGCAUGGGUAGCCUUGGCCGAGCGAGGCAUUCCACUGAAUCUUGAGUACCGCAUCAAGAAAGAUUGGAAGUAUAUUGAUGAAGCAACCGGCCUCGAAAUGAAUGGCGAGACUUGGCUCCAAGGUACAGCUAUAGCUGAGAUUGGCAUUGAUGGCUCUGUGGUCGCGGUACAAGGCUUUGUCACGGAAAUCUCUCUGAAGAAAGCUUCAGAACGUCUGCUGAGCGAGAAACUCGAGGAUGCUCUUGAACACAAACGUCAGGCCGACCGGUUCAUCGACAUGACUUCCCACGAGAUGCGCAACCCACUUUCGGCCAUCUUGCAAUCUGCCGAUGGUAUUCUGACGACCCUGGAAAACAAUAAUCGCUUGGGCAUCAUGUCUGGGAUAACAACUUUCAGCAGUGAUGCACUCGAAACCGUUCUUGAUGCGGCUCAAACCAUCAUUCUUUGCGCUCAACAUCAGGGACGUAUCGUGGAUGACAUUUUGACUUUGAGCAAGCUUGACUCAAAUCUGCUUGUUGUAUCACCAGAUACAGUAGACAUGCCGUCCCUGCUGGAGAAAUGCUUCAAGAUGCAUGAAGCAGAACUGAUCAGAGCCAAGAUUGGAAUUAGCCUGCGUAUUCACGAGGGUUUCCGCAACCUGGCUGUCGGAAAAGUUAUGCUAGAUUCCAGUCGCUUACUGCAGGUCAUCAUCAACCUUCUGACCAACGCCAUCAAAUUCACACAAUUUGCCAGCCACAAGGAAAUUACUGUCCAUCUUGACGCCUCCUCAACCCGACCUAAGGAAGGCAUGUAUGGAGCCCCCUAUGUCCCUUUCCGCGCGAACAGACCUGAACACCACUUUACGGCAGAAUGGGGAACUGGCGAUGAAAUUUUCCUGUCGAUAUCAGUUCAAGACAGCGGAAAGGGCAUGAAUGAGGAAGAGCUAAAAUUGCUUUUCAACCGCUUCUCUCAAGCCAGCCCAAAAACUUACAAGCAAUAUGGAGGCAGUGGUCUCGGUCUCUUCAUCUCGAGAGAACUCACAGAUCUUCAAGAUGGCCAGAUUGGUGUACACAGCGAGCCUGACCGAGGCAGUACUUUCAGCUUUUACAUCAAAGCCAGAAGAGCAGUGGACGAAGACGAGACCGUGGCAGAAGGGAGAUUGACCACUCCAACACUCAACACAUCUGUCACCUACACCCGCGACCCUGCUUCCAAUGCUCUCGAAGCAAGUGUUGACAACGCGCAACACGACAAUACUCAGCAUGUGAUUCGCAAAAUGGCUGCAAUAUCCAAUGACCUUGCCGAAGACAAGCCACACCUGCAUGUCCUUGUAGUAGAGGACAAUAUCAUCAAUCAGAGGGUCAUGGCUCAGCAACUACGCCGGUUAGGUUGUACAGUACACCUCGCAAACCACGGUCUUGAAGCUCUAGAGUUUCUUCGCAAAACCUCUUUUUGGGCAUAUCACCCUCCUCCGUCACGAAAUGAGGAAGCACCAAGUCCGAGGACCGUGCCGCACUCAAACACUAUCCCUCUCUCUGUCGUCCUCAUGGACCUCGAGAUGCCUGUCCUCGGUGGCCUCGAAACAGUCAAGAGAAUCAGAUGUCUGCAGAGCGAAGGCAGUAUCAUCAGUCAUGUCCCCGUUAUUGCUGUAACGGCCAACGCGAGGAGUGAGCAGAUCGCUGUUGCCAUUGAUCAUGGCAUGGACAGCGUUGUGACGAAACCUUUUAGAAUUCCUGAGCUGGUUCCUCAGAUGGAGGAUCUGGUCGAACGAGUACAGCAAGGUAAGACUGGCAGGUCUUCUGUCGCGAAAGGAUGA